CGGUUGGCACCGAAAUUAAAAAAGAGGAACGAUUGGGAGUAAUUAUUUCGACCGAUGGACUGAAUAAUAAACACGGCAAGGCUCUAAUCGACCAAGUCAAAACAGUGGAUAAAAAACGACUAAUUAAAAAAUUAGGACAAUCAAUAGAAAAAUUGACUACUAAAGAAGAAAUUGUUAAAUUUAUGAAAGAAGCGAAAGAAGAGUUUGAUACCAAAAUAACGUGGCUUCAUUUUGAUCUUGAAAUGUUUUUGUUUGGAGAAAAGGCUGAAAGUAACAAAGAAUACAAUCUUAUCAGCCGAAAAAUCAAGAUAUUAGACAACUUAAAAGAAAACGAACCUGCUAAAUUUAAAGAAUUAAGAAAAAUAUUUAACUUUUUAGAAGAAAAUUGUUCUUUAUCUUUGAAAAAAUAUUAA
Funneliformis geosporum is the source of this 413-nucleotide messenger RNA. The record is from the annotation of a GenBank genome assembly. Lineage: Eukaryota; Fungi; Glomeromycota; Glomeromycetes; Glomerales; Glomeraceae.